AUGGCAGACGAGAUCCAGGUCGAGAAGCAGGUGGAAGAAACCCCCAUCGCCAGGAUGGUGGAUGCAGAGCCUGAAACCCUUAAGGAUGCUAUUCGCAUCGUCGUGCGCAAAUCACUGGAGGUAAACGGACUUGUCCGUGGUCUCUCCGAGGUUGCCCGCGCUCUCUACCGCCGCACAGCACACAUGUGCCUUCUCGCAGCUGACUGCGAGGAUGAGGAGUAUAAGAAGCUCAUCAAGGCAUUGGCCACCCAGGGAAACAUUGACUUUGUGGAGGUCGAAUCACGUGAGGAGCUUGCAGAAUGGGCCGGUCUUCAAAAGACAAAAGGAGACGGUAGUGUAAAGACCUUCAAGUGUUCGUGCGUUGCUAUAAGGGAUUUUGGAGAACGUACAAAAGCUCUUGAAAUGCUACUUGGUCAACUCGCAAAUUAA
Molecule: messenger RNA, 429 nt
Organism: Trypanosoma theileri
Lineage: Eukaryota; Euglenozoa; Kinetoplastea; Trypanosomatida; Trypanosomatidae
Product: 40S ribosomal protein S12
Exons: 1
Coding region: 1-429 (142 amino acids)
Biological process (GO): translation
Cellular component (GO): ribosome; cytosolic small ribosomal subunit
Molecular function (GO): structural constituent of ribosome
Source: RefSeq, a predicted model, not a curated record